AUGACUAAUUUGAAAUUAUUUUAGCUUACUGCCUAUCAGAAUGCCAUAAUAGUUAAAUCAGAUUUACCCUAUUUAACCACCCAGCUAAAAUUUCACAGAACUUCUUAAAUUAUAGAAGAAUCUCCUAAACAUCAUGAGCAGGAAGGCAAGAUCAAAGGUGACAGAAGAUGCUCCUACAUUUUGGGAGUCUUCAAGACAUAUAAUAAAUCAUUCAUAGUGCUUGUUGAAGAGUGCACAAAAGUUGCGACAAUCCAGGAACAAAUUAUUUAUCACAUCGAUUAAGUAUCCUACGUUGCAAUCGAAGAUAAUAAUCCUAAUAACAAUAAGGAUAUCAUGGAAAGUUUGGGCAAUCAAAAGAAACUACUCUAAUCAGGAUUCUAUUUCUCACUCCAUGGAGAUAUCACUCUUGCAAGGCAUUUCUAAAAGUAUGAGAAUAGUUUUGUCUGGAAUAACAAGCUUCUUAGCUCUUUAAGAGAAAAUAAGAUCUCUUCCGGUUGGCAAUUACCUAUGAUAUAAGGAUAUGUCGAAUAAAUAGAUUCCUUCAUAGAUAAUAAACCAAUUACAGUGACCUUAAUUUCCAGAAGAAGUAGAUUUAUGGGAGGGACUCGCUAUUACUCAAGAGGAAUCAACGAUGAUGGACAUGUGGCUAAUUUCGUUGAAACAGAACAAAUACUCAUCCAAGGCUAAAUCUUAAUAAGUUUUGUUGCCAUACGAGGGUCAGUGCCAUUGUUUUGGAAUUAAGAUAGUGUGUCUAAUGUAAAACUAACUAGAUCAAAAGAAUUGACAUAAGCUGCUUUUGUUAAACAUUUUAAUCUACUCAGAAGAUAUGGCAAGAUAUUUUGCAUUAAUUUAAUGUAAAAUAGUAGAUAAAUAGAGUAACUCUUAACAGAUAAUUUUUAUUAUCAGUUUCAGUAGGCUCAAUUAGAUCAUGUUAAUUAUCAAUACCUUGAUUUCCAUUCCUUAGUCAAAAAUGGUAAGUCUACUGGAGUCAAUUCCUACAUUUACUAAUACGAAUAAACUUUAGAUAAAUUUUAAUGUUAUAUUGAAAAAGACAAAAACAUGAUAACAAAAUAAAAUGGAGUUUUUAGAAUAAAUUGCUUAGAUUGUUUGGACAGAACUAAUUUAUUUAUGAGUAAACUCUGUCUUUAUAGCUUGGACAGAUCUUUAAAAAUUUUAAAUCUUUAAUUAUCAAGUAAUCCUGAUAUCCUCAAUUAUUUUGAUGAAAAUAAUAAAAAAUUAUUACAUGAUCUAAUCAUCAAAUAUAAGAUUAUGUGGGCUAAUAAUGGGGACAUGUUGAGUUUCAUAUACUCGGGAUCAGGUAGUACUGUCUCAGAGAUGGCAAGAGAAGGAAAGCGAGGAUUUAUGGGAAUGCUCAAAGAUGGAUACAAUAAUAUUGAGAGAUUUUAUAAUCGUUAAUUUGAGGAUGAUACCAAAUAAAACACAAUCAAUUAAUUAUUGCACGGUUUAACAUCUAAAACCCAUUUCGAUAAUUGGAUUACUGAGUAAGAAAAGCAUUUUUGCACCCAAAGUGAAGCCUCAAUAUUAUUAACGACUUGGAAUGUUGGCGGUAAUAAUCCUGUGACAAAUAACUUUUCUUAAAAUAUAUUAAAUUUUUAGGAACAACCUAAUCCAGAUAUAAUUGUUUUUGGCUUGUAAGAGAUUGUUGAUUUGAAUCCAUAAAACAUAGUCAUUAUGAGCAAUGAAAAAACACUUUAGCUUUGGGAUUAAUUGUUUCAAUCCAACCUAUCAAAAAUUGAACCUUAUACAAAAAUAGGAGAAUCUGAUUUAGUUGGUUUAUAUAUGGCCGUCUUUGUAAAAACAUCCUAAAUUUCAAGAGUAACAUAAAUUGAUACAGAUGUGGUUAAAACAGGGUUAGGAGGGACUUUGGGAAAUAAAGGAGGUGUUUCAGUGAAAUUUAAAUUUGAUGAUUCUCAAUUAGGAUUUACUUGUUGUCAUCUAACAUCUGGGAAUAAAUAAUGCCAAUAAAGAUUAUCAGACGUUGAUGAGAUUCAUUAGAGAGCAUUCCAAAAUUCAAAGUCUAAAACUACUUUAAACGAUCUAGAUUAUUCAUUUUUUUUUGGUGAUAUGAAUUUUAGAAUAGACUUGCCAUAUCAAGAAGUUAUUGAAUAAAUCAGACAUUAUCAAUAGCUGAUUUCAUAAGAUCAGAAUAAUCCAAAUGCAAAAGCAAAGUUAGCAUAUUUAUUGAAUUAAGAUCAAUUAGGAAAGAAUAAAAAUAGGAACUAAUAUCUACAAAACUAUUAGGAGGGUAGCAUUUUCUUUUUACCGACUUACAAAUAUGAUAAAAAUUGUUAAGUCUAUGAUACUUCUAAAAAACAAAGAACCCCUUCUUGGUGUGAUCGAAUUUUAGUGAGCUGUAAGGAGGAAUUGAUUUGUUAGUAACGAUUUUAUAAAAGAAAUGAAUGCUUAGAUAGUGAUCAUAGACCCGUAUCUGGUUAUUACGUUAUAGAAAUCAAGAAGAUAGAUAAAGAAAAGCUUGACUUAGUUAAAGCUUAAUAUUGUUUGUCAAAAAUGUAGAAUUUUAAACACCAUUAACCUAACUAAGAUGUUCCAAAAUAACAUUCUUCAAUCGUUUAAUUUUAAAGAUAACAAUAACCAUUAUAAUCUGAUGACUAUUAAGACUUCUUUAAAGAUAAUUAAAAUGUAUAAUACUAAAAUUAAAAAUCGUAAUCCAGUAUAAGUAUUACAUAAUCGCAAUCAUAAAUUUCAUUAUAAUAAUCAUUAUAAACUUAAUAGCAAUACUAAUAAUAAACACAAUAAUCUUAAUAGUAAUACUAAUAAUAAUUGUAAUAUUCUUAGUAGUAAUAAUAAUUAGCUUAAUAGUAAUACUAAUAAUAAUAAUAAUUGUAACAAUCAUAAUAGUAAUACUAUUAAUAAUAAUAAUCAUAAUAAUCAUAAUAGUAAUAAUAAUUAUAAUAACAAUAAAGAUAACCUAUUUAAUAUAUGUAAUAAAAUAUAUAAUAAAUUUAAUAAACUUAAACUUAACCAUUAGAUUUAAUAAAUAUGGAUGAUAAAUAAUAAUAAUAUUAUUAACAACCUUAAGUGUUACAAUAAUAUGCUGUAUAAUAGAUGUAAUAGCAAUAAAGAUCAGAAAUUUCUACACAAUCAUAAUAAAAACCAAAUUAAUAUCCAAAACAACCUGAUUUAUUAUGA
Molecule: messenger RNA, 3171 nt
Organism: Paramecium tetraurelia
Lineage: Eukaryota; Ciliophora; Oligohymenophorea; Peniculida; Parameciidae
Exons: 4
Biological process (GO): phosphatidylinositol dephosphorylation
Molecular function (GO): phosphatase activity
Source: RefSeq, a predicted model, not a curated record